Molecule: messenger RNA, 1461 nt
Organism: Acytostelium subglobosum LB1
Lineage: Eukaryota; Evosea; Eumycetozoa; Acytosteliales; Acytosteliaceae
Exons: 3
Source: RefSeq, a predicted model, not a curated record
CCAACAAGUUCAAACAUGUACAAUCUAUCACAAUAUGGUCAGAGUCCAACUUAUACAGUCAACUGCUUCAACACAUUCCUCAUGGUACCCAGCGGCCCCGUCACCCCCGUCAAGCAAGGCUGCAACAGUCCACUCGUGUACCACGAGGCUACCAACUUUGACACGGACUACAACAAUGGAUAUUAUCAAAAUGGCACCAACUGCGCCCUGCCAUGUCCAUCACCGAUAUUCAACGAUGAGCAAUGGGACACUCUAUACACCAUCUCAUCAAUACUCACACCGAUAGCAUUUGUAUUGUCGACAAUCAAUCUGAUAACAUAUGUUGCAAUCAAUCGCAAGUUUAGUCGACAUACAAUGGGCAUCAUAUUCUACUCGUUGAUGGUGUGGAUCGUAUCAUUCUCACAACUAUUCUACAUACCCAAGGGAAUGAGUGCAUUCUGUCCGGAACCAGGACGUUAUGCACGUCAAUUCGACACUCUCUGUGCAGCCACAGGAUUCAUCUUCCAAUAUGGAGUGAUCGCCGCAGCCAUGUGGUGGGUAUCAAUUGCCUUUGAUCUAUGGUUAGUCAUAAGAAGUAUGAAUCAUAUUACAAGUUAUAAGAUAUAUUAUAUUUUUGUGAUUAAUAUCAUUGCAGUGAUAUUGGCCAUUGUACCAUUGUUUUACAAUCAAUAUGGUACAUCUGUACAAGGACUUGGUUGUUGGAUAAUGGAUGAGAAGUGGCAGAAUGGUGUCUUCUGGAUACCCCUAUCCAUCAUCCUAUCAUUUGGUCUCUUAACCAUAUUCCUAGUCUGCUACGAAGUAUACAAGGGAGUGAGCGGCAAGACGAGAAUGAUCAAGAUGAAUAUUAGGACGAUGAUAUUUGUGGUGUUGCUGUUUAUAGAGUUCUUGUUUUGCUUCAUAUUCCAUUUGUAUAUGCAGAGCAAUAAGGACAUGUAUCAGAAUGGCAUCGUCAACUAUAUCAAGUGUGUAAUGUUCAGUGCUGACAAUGAGGCAUGCUCAGCCCUGGCCACCCUAGUCCCAUUCAAACUAUACGCCUGUGUUCAAUUCCUUAUGCGAUUCAUAGGCAUUGAGACACUGGUCUUCUACGGUGUCACCAGUCAGUCAAGACGCAUCUGGCUCAAGUCAUGGUGGUUCAACAACGCUCUGGCCGACAAACUCAAGUUAUGCGCGCCAUCACUGUUCAAGCUGAGUUCCGAUGGUUCUGGAUCCAAUGACAACUCUCGCUGUUCCAAGUCAUUCCCUGCUGGUACCAAUGUAGUUGGUGGUAGUGAUAGUGGAGGUAGUAUUAGGAAGAUGCCAACAAACAUUAGAUUGAGCACUGAUGAUGGCGAACAUCAUGGUCAAGACAACAAUAUGAACAACAACAACAACAACAACACAUCCAGUGCAUCACUUGUGGAUAACAAUCAAUUUGACAUUGAUAUAUCUUCAACUGAUUCAUCAUCAUCAGUUGACUUGGAG